UUCAAGCUCACACACCAAGAAACUAAAGAGAACUUGAAUGGGUUCCAAGAUGUCUAGAGAAUCUCUUAGACUUUUCCCGCUUCUCUUCACUCUCCUCUACCUGGUUUCUGUCAUUUCUUUGGUGGAAUCUCGUCCUCCUUUCGCUUGCGACCCGAGGAACGGGUUGACGAGGAGCUUGAGGUUCUGCAGGGUGAAUUUGCCGUUGCAUGUCAGGGUGAGGGACUUGCUGGGGAGGUUGACGUUGCAGGAGAAGAUACGGCUGUUGGUGAACAAUGCCGCCGCCGUGCCUAGGCUGGGGAUUCAGGGCUACGAGUGGUGGUCCGAGGCCCUUCAUGGGGUGUCCAAUGUGGGUCCUGGGGCCAAGUUUGGUGGUGCCUUCCCUGGUGCCACCAGCUUCCCUCAAGUCAUCACCACCGCUGCUUCCUUCAAUGAAUCCCUCUGGGAGCAAAUCGGACGGGUGGUCUCGGAUGAAGCUAGAGCAAUGUACAAUGGAGGGAUGGCUGGUUUGACGUACUGGAGCCCCAAUGUCAACAUAUUCCGUGACCCACGAUGGGGCCGAGGCCAAGAGACUCCAGGUGAAGACCCCGUCUUAGCCGGUAAGUACGCCGCCCGCUACGUCCAGGGGCUCCAGAGUGCCGCUGGGAACCGGCUCAAAGUUGCAGCCUGCUGUAAGCAUUACACCGCUUAUGAUCUUGAUAAUUGGAAUGGUGUGGAUCGAUACCAUUUCAAUGCCAGGGUUAGCAAGCAGGACCUGGCGGAUACAUACGAUGUGCCAUUCAAAGCAUGUGUGGUGGAAGGGAAAGUUGCGAGUGUUAUGUGCUCUUACAAUCAAGUCAAUGGGAAGCCCACUUGCGCAGACGCAGACCUACUCAAGGGUACCAUCCGUGGUGAAUGGCACCUUAACGGGUAUAUUGUGUCAGAUUGUGAUUCGGUUGGGGUGAUGUAUGAUACUCAACAUUACACAGCUACCCCGGAAGAGUCUGCUGCAGCUACCAUCAAAGCAGGCUUGGAUUUGGAUUGUGGGCCUUUUUUGGCAGUGCACACAGACCUGGCAGUAAGGAGGGGCUUGUUGGCUGAGAUUGAUGUUGACAUGGCCCUGGCCAACACUAUCACAGUCCAAAUGAGGCUCGGCAUGUUUGAUGGAGAGCCAUCAGCCCAACCAUAUGGGAACCUGGGCCCAAGAGAUGUGUGCACUCCGGCUCACCAACAGCUUGCUCUCGAGGCUGCCAGACAAGGCAUUGUUUUGCUGAAGAAUUCUGGGCCUUCCCUGCCGUUGUCCACUUCACGUCAUCGCACUGUUGCAGUUAUUGGACCCAACUCUGAUGUCACUGUGACAAUGAUAGGAAACUAUGCAGGUGUCGCAUGUGGUUACACCAGUCCCCUGAAAGGUAUUUCAAGAUACGCUAGAACCAUUCACCAGGCAGGGUGCUCAGAUGUUGCCUGCAACGCAAACAAUCUGUUCGGAGCAGCGGAGGCUGCCGCCCGCCAGGCUGACGCAACUGUACUCGUAAUGGGGCUUGACCAAUCGAUUGAAGCAGAAUUCAGGGACAGGAAAGGGCUGCUCUUGCCUGGACGCCAGCAAGAGCUGGUUUCCAGAGUGGCUAGAGCCUCUAGAGGCCCUACUGUGUUGGUAUUGAUGUCAGGCGGUCCAAUUGAUGUGUCAUUUGCUAAGAAUGAUCCUCGAGUGAGCGCCAUUUUGUGGGCUGGUUAUCCAGGCCAAGCUGGAGGUGCUGCAAUUGCUGAUGUUUUAUUUGGAACAACUAAUCCAGGAGGAAAGCUGCCAAUGACAUGGUAUCCACAAGACUAUGUAGCCAAAGUGCCAAUGACAAACAUGGGCAUGAGGCCAUCCGGAGGCUACCCUGGAAGAACGUACCGUUUCUACCAGGGUCCCGUGGUGUUUCCUUUUGGCCAUGGCAUGAGCUAUACAACCUUCAAACACUCUUUAGCCCAAGCUCCAACCGAGCUCUCAGUCCCUCUCAACACCAAUCUCUAUGCCACCACAAACUCAACCUUGUCGAGCAAUGCCGUCAGAGUGAAACAUGCCAAUUGCGACUCACUCUCAUUACCCUUCCACAUUGAUGUGCAAAACACUGGCAACAUGGAUGGAACUCACACCUUGCUCGUUUUCUCCACACCUCCUGCCGGGAAAUGGUCUCCGAACAAGCAACUGAUAGGUUUCCAUAGAGUUCAUGUCCUCGCCGGGUCUCAGCAACGAGUCAAAAUCAACAUUCAUGCCUGCAAACACUUCUCUAUAGUUGAUGAGUUCGGAAUUCGAAGAAUUCCCAUGGGUGCACAUAGUUUACACAUUGGGGAUCUCAAGCAUUCUAUUUCUCUCCAAGCAAAUUUGAAGGGCAUCAAGCCCUAGACUCUCAGGACUUAGGACAUCACAGAAAUCCAUAGAAAAAGAAAAACUAAGUUAAUUAUUAUUAUUAUUACAAGUAUUCUUAGUAAAUCCUCUCUCGAAUCAUAUGAGAAAAAUCUCAAAGAUUGGAGAGAGUUCCACUUCAAUCCCAAAGGGAAGAAAGUGGUCAAGAAUUAUAAGUUUCCUUAUAGACUAGGAAUUGAGUCCCCAAUCUGUUUUGUUUUUACGGAAAAAGAAAACAAAAUUGAUUGAAAAAUAGAAUUGGUCAAUGAAUAAUAGAACGAAACCAGCUCAAGCUUCUGCUGGUUUCAGGCCUUGGUAUUGUAUGCUUGUUUAAAAAGUUUGUACUUCAGCUCUUGUUCAAAGGAAAUAUUCAAGUAUAAUUGCAUUGCCUAGCUCA
Theobroma umbraticum is the source of this 2762-nucleotide messenger RNA. RefSeq names its product beta-xylosidase 1 (gene BXL1). The record is from RefSeq and is a predicted model, not a curated record. Gene Ontology annotation, molecular function: alpha-L-arabinofuranosidase activity; xylan 1,4-beta-xylosidase activity. Gene Ontology annotation, biological process: arabinan catabolic process; xylan catabolic process. Gene Ontology annotation, cellular component: apoplast. Lineage: Eukaryota; Viridiplantae; Streptophyta; Magnoliopsida; Malvales; Malvaceae.